Molecule: messenger RNA, 2084 nt
Organism: Paramecium pentaurelia
Lineage: Eukaryota; Ciliophora; Oligohymenophorea; Peniculida; Parameciidae
Source: the annotation of a GenBank genome assembly
AUGCAAAAACAUAAUAUACAUAGUAUAUCUGCUCAUAGAAGGAUUAUUUCAUCCUCCAUAAAACCUUCAGUAAGUAGAAUAACCAGUGCACAAUCAAGAUCUAAAUCAAAUUAUAAAACAGUUAAUUAAAAUCCUUUUGGAUUCUUAUUUGAAUCUGUUAUACCUAUUAUUCCAGAGAAGUCUAAUGUCCCAUUAAAAAUAAUAGAAAAAUACUUUGAAGAAGGUUAUUUAAUUAACAAUCAUAAAACAAUAGUUUCCACUUUAAAACAUGUGUCUGGAGAAGUAAAGAAAUAUUUACAAUAUAAUUUCAUCUAAGUUUAAGAACUUACUAAAUCAUAUUAAAUUUAAGUUAAAGAUCCUAAAUUAUUGUUUCUUAUGUAUGAGAGUCUAAUAAAUUUAGAUAAAAAUAUUAUUCAAGAUCUAUUUGUUAAAAAAUAAUAACUGGAUAAUUAGGAUGAUAAUAAAGAACAUCCUAAACAUCAUUUUAGAUUUGAUAUUUUAAUUAAAUGCAUUGAAAUAUUUAAUGAACUUGUAUCCAGUUUAUUAAAGAUUAUAGAUGAUAAAGCUAUUGCUAUAUUUAUUGAAUAAAUUUGGAAAGCAAUUGUGAUCAUUUUAGAUUUAAAUACAUAAUGGUAAUAAGAUCGUUUUCAAUCACUAGUUGAUGAAUAGAUUGAAGGUUACAAAGAGAGAUUAGAAUAAAUGAAAAAAGAAUAUAAAUAAUUAGAAGAAAAGUAUCAAAUGUAAUUAAGAGGAUAUUAAUUAAAACUAGUAAUUGAAUAAAAAAAGAAUGUCUCAUUAAGAGAAGAAAAUAAUAAGAUUUGUUAAUAAUAUAAUCAUUUAGAAGAUCAAAUUAAUGAACUUAGUAAUAUUGAACAUGCUAAAGGUGAUCUUUAAAAUAUUAACUAAAAAUUACAUGAAAUGGAUUUAAAUUUUAUGAGAUUCAAUAAAGAAAUAUAUGAUUCUCAUUAAUAAGCAUCAACUUCUAUUAAAUAAUUAGCUAAGUUAUUAACAAUUAAACCUAUUAUACCUAAAUCAUUUAUAUAAUAAAAAUAUGAAUAAUUAAAUAUUCAUUAUAAAGAAUAAAAACCUUGUAUUGAAUUAAUACUCAAUCCAAUAAUAUCCUAAAUUGAAAUUGAAUUUUAUCAUGUUGAUCAACACAACAAAAAAUAAUUACCAAAUGAUUUCCUUUAAUUUCUAUUUCAAAAUCUUAGUUUUUAUCCCUCUUAAUCAGGUGUUGAAUUAUAUUCAUUAUGGAUACAUGCUGAUGAAUAAUAAUUUGUCAAUAGUAGAAUUGAAUUAUUAAACAAAUUGAAUCAAAAUAAUAAUAAUAAUGAUUAUUACAUAAAUGUAUGUUAAUAAAUCAUUGGAAUUAAUACAUAAUUUCCAUCAUCUCAUAAAAUCAUAGAAGAAACAUUCAGAUAUAUUAAAAUUAUAGAAUUAGCAUUUUUGUAAUAAACAUCACAUAAUUAAAAUUAAUAAAGAUCCAGUUUAUUUCUUAAAUAAUCAAGUUCUAUUGAUUUUGAAUUAGAAAUUAAUUUAUCAAAGUAUUGUAAUUAUGUUCUAUAACUGUAGUUAUUCAACCAUUUUGCCUCAAUAAUUAUAUGAAUAUGUAGAAUCAUUGUCUCAAUCCAAUAUCAAACUUAUACAAUUUACAUAUCAAAUUAUAAUAUUCCUCUAAUAACAAGAAAGACUUAAAUGGAAUUCCUUUUCUAAAUUUUAUUUGAAUAAUAUCAAUAAAUUUAAUUAUAGAUUAGAUACAAUUGAAUAAUUCUACAAUAUAGAUGUAAUAUUGGUAAUUAAUUUUUAUUAAUCAUUAGAUUUGGUAAUUGAUAAUUAUUCAUUAAAGAUCUAUGAUAAACAAGAAAUAAGAUGAAAUAAUAAUAAAUGAAGAUUUCUUUGAAUAAUUAUAUUAACUUUGGUUAUAUCAUCCAAGAUCUUUAAUUAAACCAUCAAAUGAAUUGCAAUUAACUUAAUCAUCUUCACCAACUAAUAAAAAAACAGCAUCCCAAUAACCUAUAUAGAAAUCAAGUCCUCAAUUAAGAAAGUAAGGAACUAUGCAAUCUGAGACAUCUCGUAAGAAAUGA